This is a messenger RNA of Bradysia coprophila, 5195 nucleotides long. RefSeq names its product Transmembrane protein 131 (gene Tmem131). Lineage: Eukaryota; Metazoa; Arthropoda; Insecta; Diptera; Sciaridae. The record is from RefSeq and is a predicted model, not a curated record. Gene Ontology annotation, cellular component: membrane.
AAUAUAUAAACUCAUCUCGCAGUAUAAUCACACGAUUUUUUUUUGAUAAUCAAAAAUAAAUUACAAACAACUGAGCAAAUAAUAUCAUAUUUUGAAUAUUAUUCAAUUGAAAACCAGCAGCAUCAGCAAUACUUCGAGUUAUUAAUCGCCGAAAAAAUGCAAUUUUAAAAUAGUUUUAACAAAAUAGAAACGAUAAUGACAGCAAAGGUGAUAUUUUGCAUUUUCUUCAUUGCCAUAACUGUGGCAAUGGUAACUGGUGAUAAGGAAUACACAACCAAUCACGAUGAACGGUCAUCUCUACUGUUAAUCGAAAAAACCAAUAUUAUCUCACCUGACAAUGGCAACGAUAUUCAUUUGGCGUUCCAUCCAAAGCAGCUGGACUUUGACGAUCUGGCUGUUGGUGCUGCUGAACGAGAAACGGUGAUCGUUUUCAAUGAGCAUGCCAACAAAAGUGUUUACUUUGGGUCCAUAUCGGGAAAUGUGCCCGAUUUUUACAGUUCGUUUUUCGAGGACAAAGUCAUACCCCCGAUGGGUAAUACGACUUUCGAUGUUGUGUUUUUGCCCCGACAACCGGGCAUGGUGCAGACAAAUUUGUUAAUUCACACAUCGUUCGGGGCAUUCAAUUAUACAGUCAAAGGCCGCGGCGUUGAAUGUUUAUUUCGUUUAAAUCCGUUAAUUGGUCUGCAGGCACCGCUAAAUGCAACAUUAACGCCCGAAAUCGUCAUGUACAAUCCGUACGAGACACCACUACAAAUUGUCGAAGUGUACAGUAGUGGUGGGCAGUUUCAAUUAGAACUACCAGGUGGAAGCGGGAAUGAGGGACCGCAAGCGUUAUGGCAGAUACCACCAUUUACGUCGAAACCAAUCAUUCGGGUGCGAUUCACUGCCACACAGCCUGGCAACCAUUCAGCAUACAUUCGAAUCAAAGUGUCGGCGGAAAACAAUUCGGAACUGGAGGACAUUGUGCUGGUCGUUCCGAUUGAAGUGGAAAUUUUUAACUACUACGGUAUCUACUCGGAGACGCCGAUUCUCAAUUUCGGAGUCGGCGGCACUGAAGACAAACCAAAGAGAUUGACCAUCGAUCUGUUCAAUUCUGGGAAAGAACCAGUGAGCAUAAAAAAGUAUGCCGUGGAAAGCGAGUCGGAACUUUCCAGUGGCAUAUCGUUGGCAAUGGUAACACCAUCGGAUGUUGCCAAUGUUCAUAGCACAAUAACGGCGACAGUGGAUUGGUCGUCAGCUGUCACCAGCGACAAGUAUAUCCGCGGCAGCAUUGUGAUAACUGCGUUGGUGCAGAACAGAGAUGUAAUUUACCGGAUACCGUUCGUCGGAGAGAUGCUGAAGGGUUCCAUAUACUUCAACGAAUCAAAUACAAGAUUCGUGACAACGCUGAAAGACACUAAAGUCAGUAAAGACUUUGUUCUGAAGAACAAUUUCGAUAUUUCGUUGGCAAUAACGAACGUCACACUGCCAAACGACUGUUCCCUGUUUUUCAAAGCCAGUGAUUUCACACCAAAAAUGCUCGAACCGGGCGAAGAAUCCAUCAUCUUCAAGUUGUCGUUGAUGGAUUCAGUGAAAACGUUGCAGCAUCUGCUGUUACACACGAACCUCAGCAUAUAUGAAAUUCCAGUGUCGAGUUACGAUGGCCUGUUACGGCGAAUCGUGCCAGUCGACGAGCGAGUCAACAACGGAAAAGGUGUGGACGAGAAAGCCAUCAAUUUCGGAACGCUGUCGCUGUCAACGCUAUCGGAAACGGUGCUAGCAUUCGUUAACGAUAACCCGUCGCCGAUAACAAUACACAAUUGGACCGGCACGAUAUCGGGCGUUGCGUCAAUUUACGUUGUGCUGAGAGGAUGUGGCAAUUUAACGAUGGAAAAUUUGAAAUUCUGCUACUUCAUUCAACCGGGCGAAUGGAUUGUGUUUCAGGUGUCGGUACUGUCGAAUGCGGUUGGCACGUUCAUUGGAAAGUUAACCGUUAAGACUGACUACGAAGAAUUGAUUACGCCGAUAAAAUUUUCGACUGCCAUGGGAAAACUGGAAUUCACCACCAAUAUGAUUGAUGAAUCGUCGUGCUUUCCUGGUGGAGCGUGCAACUUCAAUUUGACUGCAUUUUCAACAUUCAACACCCCUAUGUCCGUGGAACACAUCCUAGUGAACGUCAGUGGGGUCAGUGCCAGCGGAGUUGCAUAUGACUAUAAUACCAAUCAACAUCCGGUAAUAGCACCAAACAAGCUCACGCACAUCGGACAGUUGAAAUUCAAUCCGAAAACAAUAUGCGGCGAUGAUUGCUACUUAGAAUUUCCAGACCGAUGGCCACCAUCGAUUAUUAGUACGAACUGUAAGCAGCUUCACAAAGACCUAAUGAGCGCCACAUUGGAAUCAUUUCGGGCCAUGAAGCAAUCAUUCGAUGCGAUUCAGUUUCGUGUUCAAACCAGUCAAGUGAGGCGGUUCGAGUUCAAUUCCAGUGCUAGCCUACAUUGGCCACAGAUGGUGAAGGGUCCGGUGGAGUUUCCUUUGCUGCUAUCCGGACAGGAGGUAGUGCACAACAUAAUUGUGAACAAUCCCACCAAUGAAACAGUCAAGGCGUAUUACAUGCUACAUGACGUGUCGCAAAAUGGACAGGCGAUGACUUAUCCUCCGGAAAUUAUCAACUUUUGUUGGGACUGUUUCUUAUCGAGGGAAAAUGUGUUUUCGUUUGUCGAUUCGAAGCACAGAAAUCAAGAGUUUGACUACAUAGCGCCGCAAUCAAGUUCAAAAAUACCGAUUCGAUUUUCGACCGAGACACCAGGAACAUACGCGACAUUACUCUACAUUCGAAACAACUUCACAGUUCUUGAAGUAGUCUGGCUGACUGCCAAGGCAGGAACUUAUCAAUUUAAGUUCGGCAACAGGAAGCCUGGCAGUACGACACCACUGUUGUUUGAAUUAUCAGACAAACAUCUUCGAGACUGCGAUCGAAAAGUACCUCCGGACUCGCCUCCAAUUGUUGUCACCGCUAAGCGUACAUUUACUGCUCGUAACACUGGCGACAUACCGAUAAAAAUCGAUUCGAUGUACAUCGGGGGCCAACUGUGCGAAGGAUUUGGUUUUCGGGUGAUUCAGUGUUGGCCCUUCGAACUACCACCGAACGGUUCAAGUAAAAUUGAAAUUGCAUUCACACCCGAUUUUACGUUGACGCGAGUCACUCAAAUGCUAACGAUAAAAACCUCACUCGACUAUCCAGUUAAUUAUACGCUACUCAGUAUGAUUCCUGGACAGGCACUGAGCACAUGUAGUAAGGCCCUGCGUCGUCCAACGUGGGAACAAUCGCUGCAAUUAACUAUGUUAGUCGUUCUGGGUGUAUCAUUCUUCUUUGUAAUUUUUGCGGCUUUUCUGGACUCCGACAAAGUGCUCAAAGAUCACGUGAACAACAUGUCAAAGGAUAAAGGUCCUGUACAGCCGACACUCGAUCUGCGGCAAAUCGGUUUGGAGCCAAGGCCAAGUGAAGAUUUUAAAGCAUCCCCCAUUGCUACCGCCAAGAUGAAUGGAGUAGCUUACCAGCGUAAGAAACAAGAUAAGAAGCGUAACGAUAUCGACAGUUUAAAUAAGAAAUCAUGGGCAGAGGUUUUAGCAAAACGAUUUUCACCGAUCCAAAGUGAUGUAAAGUUCAAAGAAGAUACACCGUCUCCGCAACCAAUUCGACCCGUGGAAUCGAAGCGAGAAAAGCAAAAGACUUGCCGUGAAAACGUAGCCGUCGAUACAAUCAAACCGAUUGAGGAUGAUUCGUCAUCAACGACCACAGAGAAUUCGCAGCAAUCAUCCAGUGAUAGUUCUAACGACAGUAAAAAAGGCGCCACCGCAAAGAAAGUUAAUGUUUCAAUAGAACCGCAACCGGAGGCAAAAUGUGCGGUGAAAAACAAGAUUGCAGUCAAGAAAUCGAAAAGUUUACCGAUCAGUUCAGCUGUAUGUAACAAGGAGCCAGAAACGAGUCAACCAAAGGUCGUACGUCCUGUUGUAACCAAGACACCGACGAUUAAGGAUUCAAAUUCGCCGGUAUCCGAAGCGAAGCGGUCGAGUGAGGUUUUGAAAGAAAGUACGAACUUGAAUACCACCCCCGAGCAACAAAAACUACAGAUGCAACCAAAGAAAUACGGAAAGACCCCAGGACGUGAACGAAAGAAGAACGAAGAAAAACGAGGACGGAUUACAGUCAGAGGAAAUUUACACUCACCAUUUCAAUUCACAUCGCCAAUGGUCAGCUCUUCACCUGCCAGUCCACCGGUUUGGGAUAUCAACAAAAUCAGCUUCAGCAAUGUGGUCGCUCAAAAUCCGUUCAACGUUUCGCCAACGAUCAACAGCGGACGAACCGAAGAACCAUCUCCACCACAAUUUUGCCAUGUGAACGGCCAGCCGAGUAGACUAUCAUCCAAAUAUGACCAACAUGUUUUCGAUAAAUCCUCAACUAGCAUCGAUGAUGAAAUGGCCGACAUUCCAUUCACUUCAAAUCUCGGACCGAUUGGAACAAGAAAAUCGCCAUCGUCGUCACCGCACUGGGAAUCAUUGCCAUCGAUUCAAAAGCCGAUACCGACCGUCAUAAGCAAUCCGAACAGUUUCUUCUCUGGUUCAUUUCCUCAUUAUUCAGCGACACCUACGGAGGAAGUAGUCAGUAAUGGCAAUAGUGACUUGGAUGUUAUGGCCGGUGCGGCUGGGCUAAUGGACAAUGUGUACGGGCUUAAACGUUCUUGGGAUUCUACACUUCUUCUCAGUCUUCUACAGCAACAACAGAAGCAGACGAUGUACACAAAUCACAAUAAUUUGUGGGGCGUCAAUUUAACGCAACCGGAGAAAACUUGGUCUACUGCACCUAUUCGUCCGCCACCCGGUCUGAAACCAUUGCACGAGAAAAAUACACUAGGAAACCAGUACAGUGAACAUCAACAUCAGCAGCAGCAACAACAACAACAACAAUUACCACAGUUUGAUCCAUUCAGUUCAUUGAGUUCAAUUUGGUCAACCGAUGCAUGGCCACCAAACAAUUCAAAUAAUUCUGAGAGCAACCGAAAACAAAUGUAAAAUUGUUUCCCUUUCCUAGUUGUUGUUUUUGAUUUUUUUGUAGUUUUUUUUUUUUCGAUGACUGUGAUCAUCCGAUCAAACUAUGUGAAAUUGUUAAACUUACAUUUACGACCAUCCUGAAAAAUACUGUUUACAUUUAAAAAAGA